UCUCUGUGGUGUGGAAGGAAGCAGACGGGAACUACCGACAGAAAAAACAUCAUCUGAUAAUCUAUGAACUCAAAUGCACAUUUAGAAAACUGGACAGUACUUUUACUUUGAGAGAUGCUUCAUCUGGUCUUUGUGGAUGUUUUCUCUGUGGCUGCAUGGCGCGUAUACGUCAUAAAGAAUAUUUUUGUCUGACGUUGAAAAAAAAAUCAAUAGUUUUAGGGGCGUUAUCUACAGAGUGUCUAUUUUUUGUCAAAUCAUGCCACGUUUGAGAUUACGCCUGUUUGGGGCUGAGCAAACGAUGAUAAUGAUGAUGAUUGUCCUAUUUAUCCGGCACACAGAGGUCUGAUCGGAAACUUGUUCCUAAGUUGGUUUGUAUUUGGACUUUUCUUGGCGUUCUGGUCCAAUAUGAAGAAUGGCAUCGGCUGUGUUUGAAGGGACGUCGCUGGUCAACAUGUUCGUCAGAGACUGCUGGGUGAACGGGAUCCGCAGACUGAUCAUCAGCCAGCGCGGGGAGGAAGAGGACUUCUUCGAGAUCAGGACCGAGUGGUCCGACAGGAACAUUCUCUAUCUGCAUCGCAGUUAUUCCGAUUUGGGACGGCUGUUUAAAAGACUUGUAGAGUCCUUUCCCGAGGACAGAGGGGAUCUGUCCAAAUGUCCACUGAUAGAAGCAUUGGUAAAAAUCAAGGAGGCAAAUGAUACUGAAGUCAAAUUAAAUGAAGUUGAAAGACUAUUGAAGAAUGCAAUCAACAUGCCAUACAAGUAUUCCAGGUCAGAGGUGAUGCUGACUUUCUUUGAGAGAUCACCACUGGACCAGGUGCUCAGAAAUGACAAAGUCCACAGAAUCCAGCCUUGUUUUCAGAGUCCAAUCAAGAUAUCAGAAAUCAUGCGGUCGAAUGGAUUCUGCCUCGCCAAUACAGAAACCAUUGUAUUUGAUCACAGUAUUCCUGAGGAAAAAGACAGACCCUCAUCCACAGAUUCUGGGGAACAUACCUAUGAGGACGGAACUGAGUUUUUGCAAAUGGAAAAUGAUCUGUGUGACGAGGAAACAGAGGCCUAUGUGACCAACCUCUCCUACUACCAUCUGGUUCCGUUUGAAACUGACAUCCUGGAAUGAAGAACCUACAAACCUGGUUUUAUUGGACAUCUGACAAGGAGGAUGCACUUUUCAAAUGGAACCUAGCGAUGCGCUCCCGGUACCUGCUCCACCUCCAUGCUGAAGCUGACUGUAGCAUUCUGCAGGUUUUCUUACAUUUGUCUCACCCAGUUUGGAUUUGGGCUCACGUAGAGUUUACAGCAAAAGGCUGGAAGAAAAGUUGCUGCUUUAUUUAACGUCACAACGUGCCUCGUCCGGAGCCAGCUGAGGACAGAGCGGUGAUGGAACUUGAUCUGUAACAGCCAUCUUGGAGUUCUCAGUUCAUAUGCAGCUGCAAACAGCUGGUGGCCUUCUAAACACGCAGUUACGCCAUAGCAGAAGAACUGAAAUACCAGAAGAAUUCACCAGUGGCUAAGUUGUGCUUGGAGGGUUUUAGAGGUUGAAACAAACCUCUAUUACUGGACCAUUCAUUGUUUCUUUUAAAUUACUUGUUAAGCAUUUAGGGUCAAGAGAUAAUGUUAUAUUUUUACUUAGUUUAAAGGGGUCAUAUGAUGCAACUUUCUAGCAAAUCAAUAUAGGUUAGCAAAUCUUUGGAAAUCCAAAUUUUUGCACUGGGAAGCAAAAAAUCCAUACAAACAGGUGAUUUCUUAAAAAUAAAAUGAAAGGCAUUAAAAGGGGGCACCACACAUCCCAAUAUAAUUCUACAAUUAAAUAGACGUAUGUCUGCAAUGGUGUUUUUGAUGAUGCAUGACUUCAUCGUGUGACUUCAUUAUGAGUCACAAACAUUCUGCUGAUCAAUAUAUGCUUCAUAGACUGGCAGCUGUUUUUAAUAAAAACCCUGGAAAAAGGUUUUCCUUCAACCCCACCACAUAUAACAUUAGGCUUGGUGAGUCCCUCUUGACGAUCACCAGGCAUGUUGUGGUUGCAAAUUGUGGUGUAGAAAAAAAAAAAAUCAGAAUUUUUUAUGUUUGAGGAUCCAUGCUGUCUGAUGUAAACCAGUUCUAAUGUAAAAAAAAAUUCCACAGUUGAAUGAACUGUAACAUGUAGCAUAUCAAACUGAGACACCAGAAAAACAAAUACAUGAUGUUACUUUGGAUGCAUGUACACUCUCAUAGUUUUUGAGUUGAUGACUGCCUCCCCUUUCAUAAGUUAUCAGUGGACUGUGGCAAAUUAAACAUUUUGCAAAGUUUAUGCAUUUUGGGGUUUUUUUUCGGUGGUAGAAGACUCAUGCAGCUGCUUUCAGUUUUUUCACUGUCCAUGGCUGACAAGACCUCAAUUCAGUGCUUAGAAAGACAAUAGAAUUUUGAUUACACUGUGGUUUUGUUACCCUGUUAAAACAAUCCUUAUCUGUUUGAACACCUUUUUAUUUGUGGAGUGGCUGGACUGGUCACACUGACAUAUAAUGCCUCCCACUUUCACUUAUCCUGCACACAAGUCUCAUCUCAAUCUGAAACAAGACUAUUAGUACCUUGUACUGGAUAUUAAAUAGUUCCAGUUGAAUAACCUGAGACACUGAAGUAUGUGUUGUGGAACAUUACUUGAUGGUACAUAUUCACAUCUAAUCCAAAUAAUUCUUCUGUUUUGGAUGACAAUAGUUUGUUUGUUCAUCAUUUUAUCAAAAUUCUAACAAAUUUCCUAGUGCCAGUUUAUUUAAGCACUACAUGUACACACAUUGAUGCUUUUUGGUGUCUCAGUUGUAAGUUUGGUAUGCUGUAUGGUAUGCUUCAUACAACUGUGAAUUUUUUCAUGGAAAUUAGUGUGCAUCCGGCAUCACAGACCCCUCAAUCAUAAGUAGUUCUUAAAUUUUUUUGUAAACCACAAUUUGCAACUACAACAUACCUUGGGGUGGUCCCAAGGAACCCCUUUCCAUAAUAUGAAACCAAACCUUAUCUGUGGUAGGGGCCGAACAAUUUUAUUUUUUUAUUUUUUUAUUUUUUUGAAGAGGUCCAGCUGCCAGUGUAUUAGAUCAUCCACUUGGGCUUCUUGGUUGUUGAGAUAUGCAGUGCAAAAACAUGUAUUUUGGACCGAGUUUUCUGUGACCUUGACUUUUGACCUUCGACCAAACAACUCCAAAAUUUAAUCACCUCUAAACAUCUAUCCAAGUAAUAUUCCCACCAAGUCCAACCAUUUUUACC
Molecule: messenger RNA, 3228 nt
Organism: Thalassophryne amazonica
Lineage: Eukaryota; Metazoa; Chordata; Actinopteri; Batrachoidiformes; Batrachoididae
Gene: pxdc1b
Product: PX domain containing 1b
Exons: 5
Coding region: 413-1114 (233 amino acids)
Molecular function (GO): phosphatidylinositol binding
Source: RefSeq, a predicted model, not a curated record